AUGCCCUCCCAAUUCUGUGCCUCGCGCUCCCUCCCUAACUUCACGGGAACUGUCCUCGACAAGAACCUCAAGCUCGUGGCCGUCCUGGGCACUGGCGCCUUCGGCAAGGUCUAUAAAGCCAUUGACCUCGACUCCCCCGCCGACUGCCCCACGUUCUACGCUGUGAAAUGUUUGAGGCUGCAACCAGUGGGGUCCCACCAGCGUCAACAACAAGAGCAGGAGAUCAGAUACCACCUGGCCGUUGCCGAAGACCCUCGGGUCGUCUCGCUGCAUCGGUAUUUUACGUCUGGCGAAUACCUCUUUGUGGUCCUCGAUUAUGCCGAGACGGACGUUUUGGAAGUUUUGGCCAAUGAAAAGGUGUUUCAUCGUCGACCAGACCGCGUAAAGGAGGCAUUCGGAGAGAUACUCGAUGGCGUUGAAGCCCUCCACCGUCAGGGUAUCUACCACCGAGAUAUCAAGCCCGACAACUUGUUAUGUGACAGCGACGGCAAGAACAUCCGCAUCGCGGACUUCGGUCUGUCCACGAAAAAAAUACGUUCUUUGCUGCUCGGCUGUGGGUCGCCCGGGUACAUGUGCCCAGAAUCACUCGAACGAAGCCACCCAACUGCCCUCGAAGGCUACUCACCCAAAGAUAACGAUAUAUGGGCGGUUGCUGUUCUUUUCUGCAACUUUGUCGCUGGCGUAAUGCCGUGGCAGAAAGCGCUCGUCUCAGACCCGGCAUUUAAACACUUCAUUCACCAUGAAGACCACCUCAUUCACGAUUUGGGUCUGACAAAGGAGACCAAUGCUUUGCUGAGGCGCUGCUUCCACAAAAACCCGCAGAUGCGACCCACUCUUGCGGAGUUCCGGUCUGCUAUCAAUGCGAUGGAGCGCUUUACCCUGGCGGACCCCCUUCCUUCAUCCACCAAUGCUGUCACCUCAAACAAGCAGCCCAUGGAAGGUGGCUCCAGCUCUUCUAGUUCACGGCGAAGCGAUGGAUCGGAAGAAGAAUACUCUACUCCACCCACUUCAUGCAUGCCUUCUUCGCCUUCGCAGUCGCAAGCUGAUGCGUCCGCCCGACAUGCCCCUAAAUCCGGUCGGACUCGGCGGUUCCCGCGCCGGCUUUUCAAAGCCAAGGGCAAGCAUACGCCCAGCCCUUCGCCGGAACCGAAUACUCCCGCGGUCCAGAUUGAGCGUCGCAAACGGAGGUCUUCGCUGCAACUGCUUGCGAAAAAUCUUGGGCUGUCGUGGUAG
This is a messenger RNA of Mycena indigotica, 1233 nucleotides long. Its product is annotated as Protein kinase domain-containing protein. Gene Ontology annotation, molecular function: ATP binding; protein serine/threonine kinase activity. Bases 1 to 1233 code for a protein of 410 amino acids. The record is from RefSeq and is a predicted model, not a curated record. The transcript has 2 exons. Gene Ontology annotation, biological process: intracellular signal transduction; protein phosphorylation. NCBI's taxonomy places the organism in Eukaryota, Fungi, Basidiomycota, Agaricomycetes, Agaricales, Mycenaceae.